Helobdella robusta is the source of this 999-nucleotide messenger RNA. RefSeq lists its product as hypothetical. Bases 22 to 819 code for a protein of 265 amino acids. The record is from RefSeq and is a predicted model, not a curated record. Lineage: Eukaryota; Metazoa; Annelida; Clitellata; Rhynchobdellida; Glossiphoniidae. The transcript is spliced from 5 exons. Gene Ontology annotation, molecular function: serine-type endopeptidase activity. Gene Ontology annotation, biological process: proteolysis.
UGUAGAAAGUUAAGCAUCACAAUGAAUUCUAUGAUAUUUCUAAGUGGGUUGGUGGUUUUGUUGGCAGCGGUUCAUGCCAGACCCGAGUCACGGAUCGUCGAUGGGGUGAAAGCUGAUAAAGGGGAAUGGCCUUGGCAGCUAGCGUUGUACGUUGGGACGAGGUUCAACUGCGGGGGUUCGAUUGUGGCAUCUACCUGGGGAGUCACAGCUGCCCACUGCGUUGGAUCAGCCCCGAAUUCCUAUCAGAUUCUUGCUGGGACGAACAUAAAUAAAAUCAGCUGUGGGGCAACUGAUUGUGUCAUCAGACAACUCAUCAACGCCACUAGGCAUCCGAACUACACUGGGAUUGGAUUUUUGGGCUUCCCGAACGACAUAGCUUACAUGGCCUGGCAGACGCCAAUAGCCGAAGUUAGCGGCAACAUAAACGUGAAGUACGUAAAGAGGGCCACCACAGACAACCAGAUCGGCAAGAACUGCUACGUAACCGGCUGGGGAAGAAUGUACGGCGGCGGGCCAUUGCCAACUGAUCUCUACGAGGCUAAGGUGGAUGUGAUAUCGAGAGAUCAAUGCAGAAAAAUUUGGGGUGAAAAAGUUUCGGACAAACACGUCUGCAUUCAUGAUUUGAAGGAUUUCUCGUCUGGUUCAUGCAAUGGCGAUUCUGGAGGACCUUUGGUUUGCGAAGUCUCUCCAAAAUCCUGGGAAUUAGUGGGAGCGACUUCGUGGGGAGCUGCCGGAUGCAACACUUCCUAUCCGUCCGUUUACACGAGGAUCUCAGCGUACAACAGCUGGCUAGAUACUCAAGCUAAACCCAAAUUUUGAUGAAAGAACCAAACUUGAUGAUUAAUUAAUAGAUUAACAUAUUUUGUUUGAGCAAUUUGGGAAAAAGUUAUAACGAUUUAAUUAAAUUUCAGUUUUAAAUUAAUUAUGUUAGUUAGAUGAAAUAAAUUUCUUAUCCGCAUCAAAUAGUGUUUGAAUUUUGUUGAAAAUGCUAAAGAUUGG